Argentina anserina (silverweed cinquefoil) is the source of this 685-nucleotide messenger RNA. RefSeq names its product 21 kDa protein-like. The record is from RefSeq and is a predicted model, not a curated record. Lineage: Eukaryota; Viridiplantae; Streptophyta; Magnoliopsida; Rosales; Rosaceae. Gene Ontology annotation, molecular function: enzyme inhibitor activity. Gene Ontology annotation, biological process: negative regulation of catalytic activity. The coding region runs from base 68 to 685 and encodes 205 amino acids. The transcript has a single exon.
UGAGAAAGCUAAACAGAGAACUCAAAGCCCUCGAGCAUCGAAACAAAUUGAUCAUAAGUUCAUAACCAUGAAAAGCCCUCAAUCCCUCCUCCUACUCCUGCCUCUCAUCUCCCUUCUCUUCCUCCAACCAACCUCAGCCGACAGCGCUCCAUCGCCCUCCGCCUCCACCGCCGACCCUGCAGAUUUCAUCCUCACAAGCUGUGCCACCACCGUAUACCCCGACCUCUGCUACUCCUCCCUCUCACCUUUCACCUACCCUGUCCGGUCAAACCAUACUCGGCUUGCAAUGGCAGCCAUCGCCGUGAGUCUGAAAAAUGCCAAGCGCACGGCGACUACCCUUGCAAGCCUCUCCAAACAAGCCAGCCCUGAAGUCGCCGGACCCCUUGACGACUGCUCCAGCAACUUCGCGGACGCCAUUGACGAGAUUACGGACUCACUCGAUCAGAUGAAGACGUUGAGGUCGGGUACCGGGUCAGUUAGGUUUCAUCUGAGCAACGUGCAGACGUGGAUGAGUGCCGCGCUUACGAACGCGGAGACGUGUACGGAUGGAUUUGAGGGCGUGCAGGACGGCCCGAUCAAGACGCGGGUGGUGAACUGUGCUGAGAUGGUGAAGAAGAUGGCGAGCAAUGCGCUCGCUAUCGUUAACGGUCUUGCUAAUGCUAUUAGUAAUGGCACACCGCCCUGA